AUGGUGAGGAGCGUGAACGAAAAAGACAUAAGAAACAUAAGGACCGCAAGAAGGACCGUUCGCCCGAUGAAUGGUGGCAUUCGAGAUAAACUGCUUUCCGAGUGCUGCAACGGCGAGCAUUUACUGUUAGGUAAUACAACGCAAAAUUUAUUUGUUAUAGUGGAGGAGGUGCCAGUGGAUUCACACUUGAAGGACAAUGGUGUGCGCUCACGCAGCCGCAGCAGCAGCGUCAGCACAGGGCGCCGGGAUCAGCGCGAGGCCCACCAGUCGCGGGAACGCAAGACACGUGAAGAAGAGAAUGGCCGAGAUAAAAGCCAAGAAUCUGAACGUGAACCAUCACCAGUGGCAGCGACCAGUUCAGCACAGGAGAGCCUUUCUAUCCAGGAGACCAACAAAUUAAGAGCCAAGCUUGGCUUGAAGCCACUAGAAGUAGCUGAAAAGCCUGCGGAGGAUGGUAAGAUCAAAGACGACCUGGGCGAGUUCUACCACAAGCCCGCCGCCAAUUUGUCCCGGCAGCGCGCCGCCGACAAGCUGCGCGAGCGCCUCGCCGAGCGCCGCGAGAAGCGCCACAUCGAGAACAAACUCCAAACAACACUAUUAGCAGAAGCAUCGGACGACGACGACGCGAGCGCGUGGGUGAAGAAAUCUCGAGACAUCGAAAAACAGAAACAGGAGGCCGCCAAAAGAGCGGCGGCACUGGACGAGCUGGACGCGGAGUUCGGCGUGGGCGCGCUGCUGGCGGAGGAGGCGCGCGGGGAGCGCCAGCGCGCCUACGCGCCGGCGCAGCUGCGCGGCAUGCGCGUGGCGCACGACCUGCAGGCGCUGCCCGACGAGCACACCACGGUGCUGACGCUGGCCGACAAGGAGGUGCUGGCGGAGGACGGCGAGGACGUGCUCGUCAACGUCAACAUCGUGGACGACGAGAAGUAUAAGAAGAACAUCUCGGAGCGCAAGAAGGCGCGCGCGGGCUACCAGGCGUACGACGAGGAGGCGGAGGCGGCGGCGGCGCUGGGGCUGCCGCGCGCCGUCCUGGCGCACUACGACGACGCGCCCGCGCCCGCCGGCUUCCGCAUCGGCGACGACGCCGCGCACGCCGCCGCCUUGCAGGACGCCAAGCGCGCGCAGCUGGCGGCGAUCACGCCCGGCAAGCGCCUGGAGUCGUUGCAGCGCGCCGAGCUGCGGCUGGCGCGCGACUACCUGGACGAGCAGGAGAUGACACAGUUCAAGAAGGUCAAGCGCAAGGGGAAAAUUAGGAAGAAGCCAAAACAAGAGCCGAUAGAUGUGGAGGAACACGAGGCUGGCAAUGCUCCGCUAGACACAGAUGAUACAGAGGUGAAGCCAGAGCAGCUGUGGGCGACACCGGCGCAGGAUGACGAGGAGACGGAGCUGGACUCGGAGCUGCAGGAGGCAUUGGCCCGCGCGCGCCGGCUGCGGGCGCCGCGCGCCGCCUCGCCUGCCGCACCCAAGGUGGAAGAGAUCCUGCAGCACCUGAAGCAGGAGGAGACGGAGGAGGCGGGGGAGGCGGGCGCUGUCAUGGUGCUGGACGCCACGGCCGAGUUCUGCCGCACGUUGGGCGACAUCCCCACCUACGGGCUGGCCGGCAACCGCGACCACCAGGCCGAGAUCAUGGACUUCGAUCGCGAGGAGGCGGAGCCGGAGCCCGAGACGGAGCCGGCGGCGGGCGCGUGGAGCCGCGUGGACGUGGACAGCGAGCAGCCGGCCGACCUCGGCGCGGGCGCGACCGCGGGGCUGGAGGCGGAGCCGGCGCUAGGCGCGGGCGUGGCGGGCGCGCUGCGGCUGGCGCUGAGCAAGGGCUACCUGGAGCGCGCCGGCGCCGCGCCCGCGCCGCGCGCGCCUCGCGCCGCGCCCGCGCUCGCCGCGCACUACUCCAUUGAGGACAAGAGCUACGCCGACGACGAGCGGCCUGCGCGCCGCGAGCGCGUCAGCAACGCGCCGCUCUCCGACUUCCGCGAGAAGCCCGGCUUCCGGCCCGCCAUCAAGUUAGAGUACGUGGACGACGACGGCCGCGCGCUCUGCCCCAAGGAGGCCUUCCGCUACCUCUCGCACAAAUUCCACGGCAAGGGACCCGGCAAGAACAAGCAGGAGAAGCGCAUCAAGAAGGCCGUGCAGGAGGGGCUCAUGAAGAAGAUGAGCUCCACCGACACGCCGCUGGGCACGCUCUCCAUGCUGCAGCAGAAGCAGCGCGAGACGCAGUCGCCCUACGUCGUGCUCAGCGGCGCCAAGAAGGAUUCCAACAAU
Brenthis ino (lesser marbled fritillary) is the source of this 2259-nucleotide messenger RNA. The record is from the annotation of a GenBank genome assembly. NCBI's taxonomy places the organism in Eukaryota, Metazoa, Arthropoda, Insecta, Lepidoptera, Nymphalidae.